AUUUAACAACUGUCAUUGAUUUGUUAUUAAUGUCGCUAUUAAUUUAAUCUAAUAAUAAGUGUACAUUUAUGGCGCUUAUAAAUAUAGAUAAUGAUCCUUGGAUCAGCGAGCACGAUGGGUGUGAGAGAUUGUGCCGUGAAAUAAUGUCGCAAUUAGUCCUGCGUGGUAAAGAACAAAGGACAUCUCAUGAAUUUGCCAGAAUAUCAGCAGCCAUAAGGUUGAGGCUCAAACAAUAUUCAAUAGAAGUGAAACAAUUGAGACAAAAGUUAGAUCUAUCUUCUAAGUCUCGAAGUAUAACUGCAGAAGAAUGUGAGCGACGGACGAGGCAAUUAGAAGUGUUAGAAUCAAAAGAGGUACAAAUGCAAGAACAAUUUAAUAAUCAAUUAAAAAGUAGCGCAGAACAAGAAAGAAAUCUUUUACUGAAUCCAUCAAACUCCAACUCAAAGUUUAAAGAUUUGGGAAAUGCUUCUUGGGGGCCUAGUGAUGAUGAGCCACUUAUUGAUAGUACCCCUGCUUAUAUGAACAAAUCAACUCAGGAAUUGCAAAUACAGAAGCAGAAUAUGCUAGCUGAUCAAGAUAGAGGCCUUGAAAAUCUUUCUCAAAUAAUUUCACGUCAACGCAAUAUUGCAGAAUCAAUAGGAACAGAAGUUGAUUUACAUAAUGAGAUUAUUGAUGAUUUGGCAGUGCAUAUUGAGCGAACUGAUUUGAGAGUAAUUGGUCAAACUCAAAACAUAAAUGUUAUCAGUAGGAAAGAUACAACCUGGGCUUAUUGGAGUAUAAUUAUUAUCUUAUUCAUAAGUAUAAUUAUAGUAGCUUUAGUGUAAUCAUAAUAUUUCAUA
Molecule: messenger RNA, 839 nt
Organism: Ctenocephalides felis (cat flea)
Lineage: Eukaryota; Metazoa; Arthropoda; Insecta; Siphonaptera; Pulicidae
Product: syntaxin-8
Exons: 6
Coding region: 69-824 (251 amino acids)
Biological process (GO): vesicle fusion; intracellular protein transport
Cellular component (GO): endomembrane system; SNARE complex
Molecular function (GO): SNAP receptor activity; SNARE binding
Source: RefSeq, a predicted model, not a curated record